Molecule: messenger RNA, 1320 nt
Organism: Castor canadensis (American beaver)
Lineage: Eukaryota; Metazoa; Chordata; Mammalia; Rodentia; Castoridae
Source: RefSeq, a predicted model, not a curated record
UUCCAGCCAAUAUGAUCGUUGAAGACGAGCUGUCUGCUUUGGUAGUGGAUAAUGGGUCAGGGAUGUGCAAGGCAGGCUUUGGGGGUGAUGAUGCCCCUCGGGCUGUGUUUCCUUCCAUGGUAGGGCGUCCCCGACACCAGGGGGUUAUGGUAGGCAUGGGUCAGAAGGACUGCUAUGUGGGGGAUGAGGCCCAGAGCAAGAGGGGCAUUUUGACCCUGAAGUAUCCUAUUGAGCAUGGAGUUGUCACCAACUGGGAUGAUAUGGAGAAGAUCUGGUACCACACUUUCUACAAUGAGCUCCGCGUGGCACCAGACGAGCAUCCCAUCCUUCUCACUGAGGCACCCCUCAACCCCAAGAUCAACAGGGAAAAGAUGACUCAGAUCAUGUUUGAAGCCUUCAACACACCUGCCAUGUAUGUAGCUAUCCAAGCUGUGCUGUCCCUCUAUGCCUCAGGACGAACCACAGGUAUUGUGAUGGAUUCUGGGGAUGGGGUCACUCACACUGUACCCAUCUAUGAAGGUUAUGCCCUGCCUCAUGCCAUUCUACGUCUAGAUCUGGCAGGCAGAGACCUGACUGACUACCUCAUGAAGAUCCUGACAGAAAGAGGCUAUAACUUCACCACCACAGCUGAGCGGGAGAUUGUGCGGGAUGUCAAAGAGAAGUUGUGCUAUGUGGCCCUGGACUUUGAACAGGAGAUGAUCAGUGCAGCUGCAUCUUCAUCACUGGAAAGAAGCUAUGAGCUUCCUGAUGGGCAGGUGAUCACCAUUGGGAAUGAACGUUUUCGAUGCCCUGAAGCCAUUUUCCAGCCUUCCUUUCUGGGCAUUGAGUCCAGUGGGAUCCAUGAGACAACCUUCAACUCCAUCAUGAAGUGUGACGUGGAUAUUCGCAAAGACCUAUAUGCCAACACUGUGCUGUCUGGAGGCAGCACCAUGUACCCAGGUAUUGCUGACCGGAUGCAGAAGGAAAUCGUCACCCUGGCACCUAGCACCAUGAAAAUCAAGAUCAUUGCUCCGCCAGAGCGAAAGUAUUCUGUUUGGAUUGGGGGCUCCAUCCUGGCCAGCUUAUCCACAUUCCAGCAGAUGUGGAUCAGUAAGCAGGAAUAUGACGAAGCUGGUCCUCCUAUCGUUCACAGGAAAUGCUUCUGAGUGGACUUCCACGCUUGGAGGCUUAUAUUUGCCCUUUUGCUAGGACAGCCUUUUUCUAGGCUCUCAUCCACUAGGAUUAAGGUAAAUAGCCCACUCUUCUUAGCAUAAAAGCCAGUAAAUCUAUCUUUCCACCCAAAUACCCUGGACUUUGCUCCAGCUAAUCACAUCAUGAUCU